Molecule: messenger RNA, 2512 nt
Organism: Aquila chrysaetos chrysaetos
Lineage: Eukaryota; Metazoa; Chordata; Aves; Accipitriformes; Accipitridae
Gene: DYNC1LI1
Product: dynein cytoplasmic 1 light intermediate chain 1
Exons: 13
Coding region: 98-1690 (530 amino acids)
Biological process (GO): microtubule cytoskeleton organization; microtubule-based movement
Cellular component (GO): cytoplasmic dynein complex; centrosome
Molecular function (GO): dynein heavy chain binding
Source: RefSeq, a predicted model, not a curated record
CCCGACCUCCCAACAUCCGGGUUCCUGUCAGCCGCCGCGGCGCCGCCGCCCGCUCCGUGUCUCAGGGAGGCGGCGGGGCAGGGAGGAGGCAGCGAAGAUGGCGGCGACGGUGGGGAGAGCCGGUUCCUUCGGUUCCUCUUCGUCCGGGCUCGGUUCGGGUGCCGGCUUUUCUUCUCCUUCGUCCGCCGGGACGGCCACGACCAACAACAACGCGGAGCUGCGGGCAGGCGGUGAUGAGGACGAUGGGCAGAACCUCUGGUCCUGCAUCCUCAGUGAGGUGUCCACGCGCUCCCGCUCUAAGCUACCUUCGGGGAAGAACGUGCUCCUGCUGGGUGAAGAUGGAGCAGGUAAAACUAGCUUAAUAGGAAAAAUUCAAGGAAUAGAGGAAUACAAAAAAGGAAGAGGAAUGGAGUAUUUGUAUUUAAAUGUGCAUGAUGAAGAUCGAGAUGAUCAAACAAGAUGUAAUGUAUGGAUUUUGGAUGGUGACCUGUAUCACAAAGGUCUUCUUAAAUUUGCGAUGGAGGCAAGCUCUCUAAAGGACACUCUAAUUAUGUUGGCAGUAGACAUGUCUAGGCCUUGGACUGCACUGGAUUCUUUACAAAAAUGGGCAAGUGUUGUAAGAGAACAUAUUGACAAGUUAAAAAUUCCUCCUGAAGAAAUGAAAGAAAUGGAACAGAAGUUGGUAAGAGACUUCCAGGAAUAUAUAGAACCAGGCGAGGAUUUUCCAGCUUCUCCACAGAGAAGAAAUACUUCAUUACAGGAAGACAAAGAUGACAGUGUGAUUUUACCCCUGGGUGCAGAUACACUAACAUGUAACUUAGGCAUUCCAGUAGUAGUAGUUUGUACAAAGUGUGAUGCUAUCAGUGUUCUAGAAAAAGAGCAUGACUACAGAGAUGAACACUUUGACUUCAUUCAGUCACAUAUCAGACGGUUUUGCUUACAAUAUGGGGCAGCACUUAUUUACACUUCAGUAAAGGAGAACAAAAACAUUGAUUUAGUGUAUAAAUAUAUAGUCCAGAAGUUGUAUGGAUUUCCUUUCAAUGUACCAGCUGUUGUUGUGGAAAAAGAUGCAGUAUUUAUUCCUGCAGGUUGGGAUAAUGACAAGAAGAUAGGAAUAUUGCAUGAGAACUUUCAGACACUAAAAGCAGAAGACAGUUUUGAAGAUAUCAUAACAAAACCACCAGUCAGAAAGUUUGUUCAUGAAAAAGAAAUUGUAGCAGAAGAUGACCAAGUAUUUCUUAUGAAGCAGCAGUCACAGUUGGCGAAACAACCACCUACUGCUGCAGGAAGGCCAGUGGAUGCCUCUCCAAGAGUUCCUGGUGGAUCUCCUAGGACACCAAAUAGAUCCGUAACAUCAAACGUUGCCAGUGUUACACCUAUCCCUACUGGGUCAAAAAAAAUUGAUCCCAAUAUGAAAGCUGGAGCUACCAGUGAAGGAGUCCUGGCUAACUUCUUCAAUAGUCUCUUGAGCAAGAAAACUGGUUCCCCUGGUGGCCCUGGUGGUGUUGGUGGCAGUCCAGGAGGAGGUGGCACUGGAGGUGCUGGCAGCAACCUACCACCAUCAGCAAAAAAGUCAGGUCAGAAGCCAGUUUUAACAGAUGUUCAGGCAGAAUUGGACAGAAUUUCACGAAAACCUGAAAUGGUCUCUCCUACAACACCUACAUCUCCUACAGAAGGUGAAGCAUCUUGAAGACACCAAAUAAAACCAAUUGUUCAGUUUUCUGGGAUAAUUCAAACUUGUCUCUGCCUCUUCCUUCAGUGACUGGAACUAAAGAACUGAAAUAUCUUUCAGAACACAAACAGUUGAUGUCUGUCUUUCAUAUGUGUUGCCCAACUUUACAAAAGGGAGCUGUACAGUUGGAAAACCGUUAUCACAUCAUGUAGGAGUACAGUUCACAGUGCAAGAAUAGUAAAAUAAUUUUGUUCUGGGUUUUGUUGAAAAGUCAGUGUAAUUCUGUAAAACUGCAAGUAUGUCCACUUAAGUGAUAGGGGUUGCUUAGAGCAGGAAAACUGAUACACACCACAGGCACUUAAUUUAUAUUGAUUUCCCAACCUGUUAGGCAAGUUUAAUACUAUCUUAAAUAGAUUAACCUCUACAGGAGAGAACAACUACUAGUUUUUUGGGAGAGAAAAUUAAUUGCACAAAGCUGUAACAACAACAAACUCCAAUUAUACUUGAAUGCUUCAUUUGGAGUAUGGUUAAAAAAAUGUUUGAUCUCCACUGAGAUUUACACUGCAUUCAAAAACCCAUGCAAAAAUUCAUUCCAGAUAGAAGACUAAAUUAGUGGCCAGUUUUUUGGUUUUUCUCUUUGAUUAAUUUCAGACACUGAAUAAAAGAUGUAUAAAGAAAAAGCAGAGGUGAAAUGUACAGAUUAUCAGUAUCCAGAUUUGUCUAUAUAUAUAUGGCUCAGCCUUAAUGUCCCCCGUUAUGUUUCCCACAUUAGUUACGGUUUAAAAUUGGACAUCAAAACUGUAAUCAGUUAAUAAAGUAUUCUCUGCAUUCAAAUUUAAA